Messenger RNA from Seriola dumerili (greater amberjack), 4079 nucleotides. RefSeq names its product muscarinic acetylcholine receptor M5-like (gene chrm5a). The coding region runs from base 1062 to 2642 and encodes 526 amino acids. The record is from RefSeq and is a predicted model, not a curated record. Gene Ontology annotation, molecular function: G protein-coupled acetylcholine receptor activity; G protein-coupled serotonin receptor activity. Gene Ontology annotation, biological process: chemical synaptic transmission; adenylate cyclase-inhibiting G protein-coupled acetylcholine receptor signaling pathway; G protein-coupled receptor signaling pathway, coupled to cyclic nucleotide second messenger. The transcript has a single exon. Lineage: Eukaryota; Metazoa; Chordata; Actinopteri; Carangiformes; Carangidae. Gene Ontology annotation, cellular component: plasma membrane; dendrite; synapse.
GAAAUUAUGUUACCACAUUUGAAUGAUAAAGAACAAAGAAAUUAUAGUAAUUUCUCAUUAAUAAUAUUUAUUUCAUUUGAUUUGCCUGUGUUUUUCUUACAUUACAAUAUAUCUAUGAUCAUGAGAUAGAAUUACUCACAUAAGCUACCUUGUAUGCUCAGCUAUGGAGGAUGGUUGUAUUUCAAUAACUGGUUUAAGAAUAUUCAAUAUAGUAACCUGAAAACCAGACAAUUCUUUUUUUUAUCCUACAGUCCAAAAACUUGCAGGUAGACUGGAAAUUGCCUGUAGCUCUUGAUGUGGGAGCAAAUGCGCUUGUUUCUCUGUGUUAAGUCCCUCAAAGCCUAAGAACCUUUUCAGUGUUGUUGCAACAUUUUUCUGGGAACCGCCACCCUGUGACACUUUCUGCAAACAUCAAUCAAAGCAGAUACAUAAAAAAAAUGCUUCUUUUACACACUUAGGACAUUUGUGAUUGGUGAAUGGAAGCAGACUCUAAGGACCAAAAUCAUUCAUAACAUCUUAAUGAAUUGAGUUUAUGCACUAUUAAUAUUAUGGCAUAGAUUUACAGCAAGGAGCAAAAUUAUGUAUUGACCUGGAUUUUUGAAAUAUGCCAGAUGGUUGCAGAGAUUGCCUAAACUGCUCCAUAUGGGUAUACUCACAUGAACUCGAUCUUAUUCUGUGAACUGUGUGAAGAUUUUUCUUUUAAUUUGAUACAAUUGACAAACAACAGAAAAAAACAAUGCAUCAGGAAAAACGUAGAACUUAUAUAACUCACUAAAAGUGAAGAGAAUGUUAUUAUCUAUAAGAGACGUUUGGCAUGCAGAGGUUUUACAUUUACAUUUAAAGAGCAAAACACAUCUGGUGUAUUCACCUCCUCAGUGUGAAUGUGACAAUUUGGUGAAGUACUUAAGUUAUGCCAUCUAAUGGUCAUAAAUUGAACUUCUUCUUUUUUUUUUUGCAGAACUAAAGUAUGACCUUUUCUUUCUUUUCUUCCCAGAAGAUCUUCAUGAAGAUGACAAAUCAAAACACACUUGUCAUGGUUGGAUGCCAAUAACCACAAGACCAUGGAAGGGGAUAACAUGCUGAACACCACUGUAAAUACCAGUACAAUGGAUAUCCACCUAGUGACGCACAGUCUCUGGGAGGUGAUCACCAUUGCGACUGUGUCAGCUAUAGUCAGCCUCAUCACAAUUGUGGGGAAUGUUCUGGUAAUGCUCUCCUUUAAAGUCAACAGCCAACUAAAGACAGUGAACAAUUACUACCUGCUGAGUCUGGCAGCUGCAGACCUCAUCAUAGGUGUUUUCUCCAUGAAUCUGUAUACCUCUUAUAUACUGAUGGGCUACUGGGCCCUAGGAAACCUCGCCUGUGACCUGUGGUUAGCGGUAGACUAUGUAGCUAGUAAUGCAUCAGUCAUGAAUCUGUUGGUGAUCAGUUUUGACAGAUAUUUCUCCAUCACCAGGCCUCUGACCUACAGGGCCAAACGGACUCCCAAACGAGCUGGGAUUAUGAUAGGUUUAGCCUGGCUGGUGUCACUUAUUCUGUGGGCUCCACCAAUACUCUGCUGGCAGUACUUUGUAGGAAAACGAACUGUCCCCGAGAGGCAAUGCCAGAUCCAGUUUUUCUCCGAGCCAGUAAUAACCUUUGGGACAGCGAUUGCAGCCUUUUAUAUCCCCGUGUCAGUCAUGACAAUCCUCUACUGUCGAAUCUACAAGGAGACAGAGAAAAGGACCAAGGAUCUGGCUGAGCUCCAGGGGAUUAACUAUGCCACAGACUCUGGGGUCACUCAGCCUCAGAAGACCAUUAUCAGAUCCUGUUUUAGCUGUAAACUAAGAUCGGCUUCGCAUGACAGGAACCAAGCCUCCUGGUCGUCUUCCAGUAGGAGCAAUGCUGCCAAAUCAGCAGCCACCACCAAUGACGAGUGGUCCAAAGCUGGUCAACUGACCACCUUCAAUAGUUAUGCCUCCUCAGAAGAUGAGGAGAGGCCUGUGUCCCCAGGAGGCUUCCAGCCCUCAUUCAGGAACCAGGCUUGCGAAGCUGGCAAGAGCGGAGUAGGCAGUGAGAGCGAGCAGCUCAGCAGCUAUGACGAGGACAGCUUCUUCCAGACACCACCAAAAAGCAACUCUCAGAGGAGCAGCAAGUGUGUGUCCUACAAGUUCAAACCUAUGGCCAAAGACACCCAUGUGGAGCACCAGAGCAAAAAUGGAGACACCAAAAUGGCAUCAUCGACGUUUUCCUCGGCCGAGUCCAUGAGCGUUCCAUCCACCUCCUCGACAUCUAAACCCAUAGACGCCACGCUGAAGAACCAGAUCACCAAGAGAAAGAGGAUGGUGUUGAUCAAGGAGAGGAAGGCAGCUCAGACUCUCAGUGCUAUCUUGCUGGCCUUCAUCCUAACAUGGACACCUUAUAACAUCAUGGUACUGAUUUCCACCUUCUGCUCAGACUGCAUCCCCCUCUCCCUCUGGCACCUGGGCUACUGGCUGUGCUAUGUCAACAGCACUGUCAAUCCCAUGUGCUACGCCCUGUGUAACAAGACUUUUCAGAAGACCUUCCGCAUGCUCUUACUCUGCCAGUGGAAGAAGAAACGGAUUGAGGAGAAACUAUACUGGUAUGGACAGAAUCCUGUGGUCAGCUCCAAACUGACAUGAAGAAUUUUUUUUUUAAGAUGGUUUAUGACAAUGGUUGCAAAUCAUGUUUGUACUGAUGAUCUUGGCUUUAUGAACUUGAAUUCUAGAUACAUUUGGUGAUAUCAAAAGUAAAUAUGGUAUCUAAAGAAGCUGGUGCAACUUAAAAAGUUGCAUAUUAAUCAGCAGGUCUGCUAUAGUGUAUGUUACUUACUGCUCAAACUAUGGAAAUGGAAGAGGAUUAUAAAACUGUCCCGACAUACUGUAAUCAGUGACACUGUAUAUAGGUUCUACAAUAUUAAAAAUAUCAGUAUUUCCCCCAAAAUGAAAUGCUAUUGACUAACACACAGAAUAUUUCAUAUUGUACUGUGAGUAUUCAAUAUGCACUGUUGGAUAAUUGGAAACCAUAAUAAAGUUGUUCCGGUGUAAUAUUCGUCACUGUAUAUUGGUUUUAAAGUGUUAAAAUUGCCAGUUUCCCCCUCAAGUUGAUGCUUUACACAAAAGAUCUGUUUAAUAGUGUAGGUAUUGUGUUUGUAUUGAGGAUGCACAUGUUGGAGUUGCUAUUUUAUUUUCAAGGGCUAAUACGUGUCGUCCCGAUGUCAGAAUCUGCUUGCUCAAGUCAAGAUUGUAACUUGAUGAUAAUCAAAGCCUUUUUCACAUGUGCCAUUGUCGUUUGUAAGAAGAGUGAAUAUAGAUUCAGAUUCAUUGUUUUCACAUCACAUGUUCUGCUUUUUCUUCCAUAAAUGAAAUUUAAAAAAUGAAUAAUGAACACCAAACUGCACCCUACUGGUCUACCCUAUGGCUUGUCAGUCGUUUUACUCAAACUACAUGACAAACUUGCUGAACAAUAUCAGUGUUUACAUAGAGACAGUAUGGAGGAUUUAAGAGCACAUGUUUAUUAUAACCUGUUUAUUACUCUUCAUCCUCAGGAUCUUUUCUUUUUCUUUGAGCACUGAAAUACAGUAUUUGUUUUCUCUGAAUUACUGUAGCUAAAUCAAUGUCAUAUCAUCAUAUCUUCAUUGUAUUUCUGGCAAACUUGUAAUGUACUGUGGCAAAAAAAAAAAUGCAGUUUGUCUGUGAAAUAUUCCUUUCUGUAAUCAUUGGAUGGAAGAUGACAUGCAAAAGAUAUUUUACAUGUGUCAAAAGGUAAAUGUCAUGAAACACCUUUUUGUAACUGUGAUAACCCAGUAAUCUGCACUUGCAAUUUGGGGAUUGACAGAGAUGCUUUGCUUCAUGUAUUGACAUGGUGUAUGUUGGAAACAAAGCUAGAGCUAAAACCGUGAUGCAUUUUUUUAUACUGUGUUUCAAGUUUGUGAUGAUCUUUUUUUUUUUUUUGUUCUUUUAAGUAUUUUGUGAUCCAUGCAUUUGUCCAUGUCCAUGCAUUUCUGAAUAAAACGUGGUGAAUUCAAUGUCCAGCAUAAUAGCUAAAAAGAGAAAGUUACUGAUGUCACCCUUUUUAGU